This is a messenger RNA of Gryllus bimaculatus (two-spotted cricket), 249 nucleotides long. NCBI's taxonomy places the organism in Eukaryota, Metazoa, Arthropoda, Insecta, Orthoptera, Gryllidae. The record is from the annotation of a GenBank genome assembly.
AUGAAAAGAGAAGAGAGCGCACAAAGUGGUACUGUUCGCAGCACCUGCGCCCCUGCGCGCGUGCAGGCGAGUGGAGGCGGCGGCGAUGGCGGUUGUGUAGAUGGAGGUGGAGGCAGCGGCGGCAAAGGAUACUUCAAGGAUCGAGCCGUCGUCGGAACAAUGGUGGUUAAUAGAGCGGUUCCGAACGGCGCGGCGGGUCGCCGGCUUACCUGGGGGCUCGACCCCGUGACCUGCGGGCAUUGUGUCUGA